UUGCAUUGGAAAAAAGUAAUAAUUGUAGUAAUGGAAUAAUUGAGUAAUUGUAAUAAUUGAGGAAUUGAAUUCUCAUACAGUUAUGUUUACGAAAAGACUCGUUUUGUUUGCUCUGGUGUUAUCCUCGACGGGAGUGUCGUCGGAAUCACACCUGUCGAAAUGUUGUCCGCCAGGAAAGAUCUUCUCAGAACAUUCCAUCUUGGAGUGCGUUUCAGUGCCGAAGAACGCAAAAGAACUUCACCAUUGGAACAUUACUGCGGCAUUCCAAGGAGUUCCUCAGUGCGACGAACUUGAGAAUCUUGUAAUAACACCACUCAAUGUUCUCGAUUCUGACAAAUUUUUGGAGGUACCAACUUGCCUCGAAAUAUAUCACAAGCAAACAACUGGGGAAAGCAUUAUAAUAGUCGUUCAUUGUUUAUCGAAUAAAGACCGACAAUCAAAAGCGAUUAAUGCAUCUCUUCCGCAAGUUGCAUACGUCAGAAAAUGUUGCCCUUACGAUACCAUAUAUGACAGCCACAGGAAAGCUUGCGUGUCUCCGUUAAAGAAAUCAGAGAGCUUCGUAACAUUUUUGUUAAACAAAGCAACUGAUACAGAUGUCGUGAUAACUACUGAAGGGCCACCCACGUGCAAAGGACCAAUCGUCGAUUAUGAAAUCAACGAAAAUGAUAUCUUUUUGCGGAACAAUCCAAAUUCGAGCAAGGUGAUGGUUCCAGCAUUUAAAAAUGCUACCAUCAAAGAGGAACUCUUGCUUACCGAGGAUACAGCUUGCCUCGAGAUGACGCCGAAUUCCGUUUUUAAUCGAACAUUGGCAGUGCGGAUCUGCAGAGAUUCAGAAUUUUGCGAUCGAAAUGUCUGCAUAAGAAAGUGCUGCGCCGAAAAUGAGUUUUUGUAUGCAGGAAGAUGUAAUAAAACUGUUACACCCGAUCAGCCGAUAGAGUUUUCCCAGGCUUUAGCGAAUGCAAUGAGUCAAACGAAAUCGUCCACUUUUGACACGGCCAAAGAUUAUGGAAUUGUGGUUGGAAAUCCAUGCAAAAACGAAGCGUAUGCCAUGGAUUCAAAAAAACAGGAAUGGUUGCUAACAUCAGAAGGAUAUGUUUUUUUCGAUAAUGACAUCUAUAACGAGAGUAAUUACUGCAUGGAUGUCUAUUAUAAUGUAACAUUUGAUUAUAACUUUUAUUUGUUUAUGUGCUUCAUCCCACCAAUAGAUGAAUUGCCAGUAAGUACCCAGGUGAUUCUCUCCCUGCAACUUGCUAAUUGCAUUUUUCUGCUGAUGACUCUGUUGAUAUACACGUGCCUACCGAGUUUACAAAAUGUUCACGGUAAAACGCUCAUGUGCCAUGUGGGUAGCUUCUCCAUGACUUAUGCUUGUGCACUUGUCUACAACUUGAGCAUAUACUUUAAACUGAUAGAGCAGCAACAUAUCGCAAUGACAAGCACAGUAUUAGGCUACGUCGUGUUGUUCAAUUAUCUAUCAGCGUAUACCUGGCUUAACGUCAUGUGCUUUGACAUAUGGUGGACAUUCGGAGUUUUACGCGAAAGUACUAUUCCUAAAGCACACAAGCAUAGAAAAAGAUUCCGGUUAUACUGUGCAUAUGCAUGGGGCCUUUCCCUCGUGGUAACAAUCUUGACUAUCAUUGCCGACCGCACGGAUAUUCUGCCGUACUAUUUGCAGCCUGGUAUUGGCAUUAGAAAGUGUUGGUUUAUACAAUUAGAUGUUAAAAAAGAUGAGAAUUCGUAUGGUGAAUUAGUUUUCUUCACCGGACCAGUAUUGAUUCUACUGCUAUCCAAUGUCAGAUUCUUUAUUCUGACAUUGUCGUAUUGCAAUAAAGUAAAAGCAGAGAUUAAAAAAAUGACUAUGGACCCUGAGGAUCCAAAAAGCAAACGAUACCAUUCCGAUAAGAAGAAAUUUCUCAUGAACGUCAAGUUAUUUAUCGUUAUGGGAAUAUCAUGGAAUAACGAGGUGGUGUCGUGUUUUCUAGUAAAAUGUUUAAAGUACGAAUACUGGAACUACGUGUUUUUCACGAAUGAAAGCGUUAAUUGCCUCCAAGGCAUACUUGUCUUCACUUUUCUCAUCUUGAAGAAUCGCGUUUACCGAGAGCUCCGUAGGCGAUUAGGUCUGGAUACCAAGAAAAAACCGAUUCCGAUAUGUAAUGCCACUAUAACUUUGGAUGGAGAAGAAAUCAAGAAAAAUGCGAGUAACGAUACAUUAAUGACUACGUUACCGAAUUCAACGCUAUAAGACAACUGAGACGUUAUGAAAUAACUAACUGCUUAACAUAAAUAACUUAAGGGCCAACAGAUUUUAAAUCGAAGUAUACAAUCGAAGUAUACAAUGUACGCGGAUCACAGUAUGCUUUAUUUAAGACUUGAUAUAUUUACGUGAUAUGAAUCGAAACGCGACUAACUUGCUUUCUAUUGGACAAAAUAAAUAUAUAAUUAGAUAUUUUUAUAAAUAGUAAUUAGAAAGGAGUAUGACUAUGAAAGAUGUCGCGAGAGCUGUGUCCAUAUUUGAAAUCAAUUUUCAAGGUUUGAUGGCCUUAUUGUCAAAACACUAGUAGAUCCUGAAAUUGCAAUAAUAAUACAACAUAUGCAAAAC
Molecule: messenger RNA, 2596 nt
Organism: Pogonomyrmex barbatus (red harvester ant)
Lineage: Eukaryota; Metazoa; Arthropoda; Insecta; Hymenoptera; Formicidae
Product: G protein-coupled receptor Mth-like
Biological process (GO): cell surface receptor signaling pathway; G protein-coupled receptor signaling pathway
Cellular component (GO): plasma membrane
Molecular function (GO): G protein-coupled peptide receptor activity
Source: RefSeq, a predicted model, not a curated record